Messenger RNA from Syzygium oleosum, 1303 nucleotides. RefSeq names its product BAHD acyltransferase At5g47980-like. The record is from RefSeq and is a predicted model, not a curated record. Lineage: Eukaryota; Viridiplantae; Streptophyta; Magnoliopsida; Myrtales; Myrtaceae. The coding region runs from base 248 to 760 and encodes 170 amino acids. The transcript is spliced from 2 exons.
CUCUUGCACUCUCAAGAAGUCUCUCUCCGAGGCCCUGGCCCGGUUUUAGUAGCUCUCUGGGCGGCUCGGUGAAAACAACCUCUGUAUCGAUUGCAACGAUGCCGGGGUGCUGUACGUCGAGGCCCGCGUGGACUGUUUGCUCUUGGAGUUCGUCGAGAAACCCGAUAUUAGGCUGCUAGACAAGUUCCUUCCAUUGCACGGGGUUUCCACCGUGCCGGUAGAGGAAGCAUUUCUAUGAGGGAUACAAAUGAACGUGCUAUCAUAUGGUGAGAUCGUUAUCGGAACUUCUGGCUCGCACAAGAUCAUUGAUGUGACCACCUUUAUGGCUUUUUUGAGGACAUGGACCGCCAUAGCCAUGGGAUCUCCCGAUCAAGCGAUGCAGGCGGACUGCACAGCCGCAUCGACCCUCUUCCCGAGCAGUGACACGAUGCCUAGCAUUAGCAAUGCUAGAAUGUGGCUUGGGAACCCCUUUACCAAACCGGGAAUGAGCAGUCCGAGGAGAUUCGUGUUCGACUCCGCAGCCCUAUCAAAGUUAAAACUUAAUGCUAGGAAUGAAUUCGUUCCAAACCCAACUCGAAUUGAAGCGCUGACCGGAUUCAUUUGGAAACAUGCAAUAAGAGCUUCUAGGACACUGUCCAGCAUGCAGCCCCCAUCGGCAGUGGCCCACUCGGUGAACCUCUGCCGCCUCUGCCUGAACGGUACCGCCUCUGCCCGAAUAUUCAAUCAGAAAUGUCGCUUGGAAGGCAUUCGCAAUCUAUGAAAACACAAGGCCAGAAGUUAAACUGCAUGAUUUGGUCGAGUCAGUGAGAAGAUCCUUUGCUGAGAUAAACGGCGACGGCAUGAAGAAAGUUCAAGGGGACGCCGCGUUUGCGGGAAUUUCCAAGUGGCUAGGAGAGGUGGAUCAGAUCUAUAUAAGAUAAGGCAAGAUUGUUACACUUUCGUGAGUUGGUGCGGCGUGGGAUUCAACGACUUGGAUUUCGGGUGGGGGAGGCCCAGAUGGGCGAGUACCGGGAACAUUGGGGACGAUGUGUUCAAGAACGCGGUCGUCAUGAUGCACGCACUGUCUGGCAAUGGAAUAGAAGCAUGGAUCGUGUUGGAGGAACAAGAGAUGUCCAUACUGGAACAGGUGGGGAGUUUCUUGCGUUUGCUUCACUGAAUCCAUCCAUUUCUUUGACCUAGGAAACCUUCUUGGCUAUUUAAUUGCCAUUUGAUCACUCCCCUGCACCUGCAGUGAUCUUGGCUGCAAAGGACACUGGAAAUUGCUUUGAUUUGAUCUAUAUUUCUCGUCAAUCUAUUUGAGAAA